Clarias gariepinus (North African catfish) is the source of this 1686-nucleotide messenger RNA. RefSeq names its product RAB10, member RAS oncogene family (gene rab10). The record is from RefSeq and is a predicted model, not a curated record. The coding region runs from base 682 to 1287 and encodes 201 amino acids. The transcript is spliced from 6 exons. Gene Ontology annotation, molecular function: GTPase activity; GTP binding. Lineage: Eukaryota; Metazoa; Chordata; Actinopteri; Siluriformes; Clariidae. Gene Ontology annotation, cellular component: Golgi apparatus; insulin-responsive compartment; recycling endosome. Gene Ontology annotation, biological process: cellular response to insulin stimulus.
UUAGGGUGUCGCCGGUCGCGCUGGCUCCUAUUCGAAGGCGACGGCGGUCGUCUGGCUCGGUCUCUUCGGCUCGCGCGCGCGCACACACACACCCACCGCACAACAACGGACAACAAAAACAAAACAACAACGGAUAAUAAAUCUAAACAGAGCGAGAUCUCGAGUCCGGAGGAGGGAGGGUGAGAUGAGAUGACGGCGCGGUGGUGCUGUUGGUGAUAGGAACCCGGCUGGAGGAGACGAUUUUUAGUUUCUGGGAGCCAUUUUGUCCUGAAGUGUGUGUGUGUGUGUGUGUGUGAGGAAUAAACAGGAAAAGACGAAAAGCGGCAGCGAGAAGGCUGAGGUGGUGGUGGUUUUAGUCGUGUGUGUGUGUUCGUUCAGGAGUGUGAGCGAAUUAAUAUAGUAAUAAAACUAACAGCGCGGACGGUUUAACCGUUUUCGCUCGCGCUACGAGAAACUAGCCAGGCUAGCGUUAGCUUAGCACGAGCGCCCAGGCUAAGCUAGUCAGGGAGGGAGAGAGAGAGAGGAAUUCUCUGCGUAACAGAGUGUGUGUGUGUGUUAUAGUUUAAUUUUUCUGGAUACUCUGACCGUGUGUGUGUGGAUAUUAUUCAAUCGUUGUCCAAAUCGUGACACAAAUAUAGCUAUAUAUAUAAAUAUAAUAAAUUAAAUCAGUAAGAAAGCAUCAUGGCGAAGAAGACGUACGACCUGCUGUUCAAGCUGCUCCUGAUCGGGGACUCCGGCGUGGGGAAGACCUGCGUGCUGUUCCGCUUCUCAGACGACGCCUUUAACACCACCUUCAUCUCCACCAUAGGAAUCGAUUUUAAGAUCAAAACAGUCGAGCUGCACGGAAAGAAGAUAAAGCUACAGAUCUGGGACACGGCGGGUCAGGAGCGGUUCCACACCAUCACCACCUCCUACUACAGAGGAGCCAUGGGCAUCAUGCUCGUCUACGACAUCAGCAACGCCAAGAGCUUCGAGAACAUCAGCAAGUGGCUGAGGAACAUCGACGAGCACGCCAAUGAGGAUGUGGAGAGAAUGCUGCUAGGCAACAAGUGCGACAUGGAGGACAAGCGAGUCGUACCAAAGGCCAAAGGAGAACAGAUUGCCAGGGAACACGGAAUCCGUUUCUUUGAGACGAGCGCGAAAGCCAACAUCAACAUCGAGAAGGCCUUCAUCACGUUAGCAGAAGACAUCCUCAGAAAGACGCCUGUAAAAGAGCCCAACAGUGAAAACGUCGACAUCAGCUCCGGAGGCGGAGUCACAGGAUGGAAGACCAAGUGUUGCAGUUGAACAGACCAUCCCACACACACACACACACACACAUAUAUACACAUACACACGAGUGCGCGUUCACGAGCAUGUGUCCACACACACACACACACACACACACACACACACACACUCAGACGUACCUAUACACGCAUACACAUGCAGUUUCUUCUCUUGUUUCUUCAUCUCACUGACACACACACACACACACACACUCCUUUCCUCCUCCUUCUUUGUAUCUAACUCCUCCUCCUCCUGUCGCAAUCUCUCACCAUCUCUCUCUCUUUCUCUUUCUCUUUCUCUCUCUUUCUCUCUCCCCCCCCCUCCUCCUCUUCACUCACAUCUGCUUUGCUGUCAGUUUUUAAUUUCUGCAGACGACAAAAAAAAAACAACAGUUGUAUAGAUAAAAAGAGAAACCAG